AAAAAAGCCCAAACAACAUUCUGUCUUUUCUUCUUGCUAUCGUCUCUGCCGCUCUUUCUCACUCUCUCUCUCUGCCGUUAUCUCUCUUCGCCGCCGCCGCCGCUCCCACCUUCUCCGAUAGCCCGUGGCCACGGCCUCGCCGCCUCGGAGCUCUCCAGCAAACAGCAGUAGUUCGCGACCUCGUCUAGCAUUCCCCGUCACCUUCAACCUCGGCGCCUCCGUCCGGUGACUCCGUAGAACCAGGUUUCGACGCCAAAUUCCAAACAGCUGCUACAGGUUGAGUUUGGAUAGACAAUGCAGAGCCUGAAUGCUUUAUUUGAAAGCUCAGCAGCAAUCACGUCAGCUGCAACUUCAUUAGCUUUCUUGAAUCCUAACAAAGCUGCAGUUUACAGGAGCACUUUUGUUCCAACGAACAUCGGCAUGAAGGCGUUGAGGAACACAGCGCUUAGAGCUUCUUCGGCUCAUUGUAGAGCUUCUUUGGAAGUUCAAGAUUCGUCUCCUGGCACUGAGGUACCAGUCCAUGGGUUGUCGGAAACAGUUGUGGGCAUUCUUGGUGGAGGGCAACUUGGUCGUAUGUUAUGCGAAGCAGCUUCUCAGUUGGCAAUAAAGGUGGUCAUACUUGAUCCAAUGGAGAAUUGUCCAGCAAGUAACUUAUGCCAUUAUCAUAUGGUGGGAAGUUAUGAUGAUAGUGCUACAGUUGAAGCAUUUGCCAAGAUAUGUGGAGUGUUAACUGUUGAAAUUGAGCAUGUUGAUGCUGCAACUCUGGAGAAGCUUGAGGAACAAGGCGUUGAUUGCCAGCCUAAAGCUUCGACAAUUCGAAUCAUCCAGGAUAAGUACCUUCAGAAGGUCCAUUUUUCUGAACAUUCAAUUCCACUGCCUGAGUUCAUGCAGAUAGAUGAUCUUGAAGGCUCUAAAAGAGCGGCAGAACUAUUUGGUUAUCCUCUUAUGAUUAAGAGCAAAAGGCUGGCUUAUGAUGGACGAGGCAAUGCUGUUGCUAAAAACGAAGAUGAGAUAUCUUCGGCAGUAAAUGCCCUUGGAGGAUAUGCUCGUGGUCUAUAUGUCGAGAAAUGGGCACCAUUUGUAAAGGAGCUUUCUGUUGUUGUGGCAAGAGGGAAAGAUGGUUCUGUUCUAUGCUAUCCUGUUGUCGAAACUAUCCACAGGGAGAACAUCUGUCAUAUUGUUAAAUCACCUGCCAAUGUAUCUUGGAAGAUUCUGAAACUUGCAACAGAAGUUGCUUACAGAGCUGUGAGUUCAUUGGAAGGUGCUGGUAUUUUUGCAGUCGAGUUGUUUUUGACAGCUGAUGGUCAGAUCUUGCUGAAUGAAGUGGCUCCCAGACCUCACAAUAGUGGACAUCAUACGAUUGAGUCUUGUUUUACUUCACAAUAUGAGCAGCAUCUAAGGGCUGUUAUUGGACUUCCACUAGGUGAUCCAUCAAUGAAGGCUCCAGCCUCUAUCAUGUAUAAUAUACUUGGUGAAGAUGAGGGAGAAGCUGGUUUUCUUCUUGCUAAUCAACUUAUUGGAAAGGCCUUGAGGAUUCCCGGCGCCACAGUCCACUGGUAUGACAAACCAGAGAUGAGGAAACAAAGAAAGAUGGGCCACAUCACUCUUGUUGGCUCUUCUAUGGGCCUUCUUGAAAGACGAUUGCAAUCCAUGUUAGCAGAUGAAACAAAAGAAGACCAACCUGAAGCUACUCCUCGUGUUGGAAUUAUAAUGGGAUCUGAUUCUGACCUCCCUGUCAUGAAGGACGCUGCUAAGAUUUUAAGAGAGUUUAAUGUGCCAGCUGAGGUAAGAAUAGUCUCAGCACACCGGACCCCUGAAAUGAUGUUUUCCUAUGCUUCGUCUGCUCGCGAGCGUGGUAUCCAGGUCAUCAUUGCAGGUGCUGGAGGUGCCGCUCACUUGCCAGGCAUGGUAGCUGCUUUGACCCCCUUGCCUGUAAUUGGUGUUCCCGUCCGUGCAUCUACAUUAGAUGGACUAGACUCUCUCUUGUCCAUUGUUCAGAUGCCAAGGGGAGUCCCAGUGGCCACAGUAGCAAUAAACAAUGCAACUAAUGCUGGUUUGCUAGCAGUAAGGUUACUAGGAAUUAGUGACUUCGAUUUGCAAGCAAGGAUGGCCCAAUACCAAGAAGAUAGAAGAGAUGAAGUUUUGGUCAAGGAUGAUAAGCUGGAAAAAGGUGGCUGGGAGGCCUACCUGAAUUCAUGAGGAUCUCAACAUCGAUAUUUCCGAUUACUUUUCUUCCGAGCUAGCCUACCAAGUAGGUAGCAGCGACGUACAAUUCUUGUGAAACGAAGCCUUGCUCGAAAAUGCAGUCUCAACCAAUCCCUGUGGAUACAUGUCAACAAAUGUUUUAAGAUAAAGUAGAUUCUGUGGCUAUUUGCCUAAAGAUGCAAUGCUGUGGACAUUCAAGUGAACCUAUUUUCCAGCAAGUUUCACUUAAAGAGAUUGUAUUGUUAUGUGUGUGUGUGUGUGUGUAUUAUUAUUACAUUAUAGAUUGAAAUGUGACUAAUAAUUUGGAGUCUGUAGCCCAGAUAGGCUACUUGUGGGUUCCAUUUAUUUGUAGGGGCCGCAUUUUAUUCUGAACUACUAUUUUCUAGUUAUAACAUUGGUAUGCUUUCUUUA
Salvia miltiorrhiza (redroot sage) is the source of this 2616-nucleotide messenger RNA. Its product is annotated as phosphoribosylaminoimidazole carboxylase, chloroplastic. The coding region runs from base 295 to 2199 and encodes 634 amino acids. Gene Ontology annotation, molecular function: ATP binding; metal ion binding; phosphoribosylaminoimidazole carboxylase activity. The transcript is spliced from 18 exons. Lineage: Eukaryota; Viridiplantae; Streptophyta; Magnoliopsida; Lamiales; Lamiaceae. Gene Ontology annotation, biological process: 'de novo' IMP biosynthetic process. The record is from RefSeq and is a predicted model, not a curated record. Gene Ontology annotation, cellular component: chloroplast.